Molecule: messenger RNA, 1074 nt
Organism: Aspergillus homomorphus CBS 101889
Lineage: Eukaryota; Fungi; Ascomycota; Eurotiomycetes; Eurotiales; Aspergillaceae
Product: putative protein kinase
Exons: 6
Coding region: 91-1074 (327 amino acids)
Biological process (GO): spliceosomal complex assembly; protein phosphorylation; regulation of mRNA processing
Molecular function (GO): protein kinase activity; ATP binding
Source: RefSeq, a predicted model, not a curated record
AGCUGUGAUUCCGUUGUCUCUGGCUUACAUCUUCCCAAAUAUAACUUACACAACUCCGAAUUGUGAUCUGCUUCUGCCACCUACAUUAUCAUGCGGCGUCGAACAGUCGCGUCGUCAGUUGGAUGGACAUGCACACCAAAGGUCUUUCAAAGCUCCGGGGUCGAGUUGCUCGACCCGUCCAUUGCGCUGGACGAGGAGACACUGCCAACAUACCAGCCGGAGAAAUACUACCCCGUCAACCAGGGUGAGCUUUUGAAUGAUCGGUACCAAGCCCUGCCCAAAAUCGGUUACGGAGUUACAUCGACAGUCUGGCUUGCGAAAGACUUGACUGCAUCAACAUACGUUGUUCUGAAAGUUCGCGUGACGGGUCGAACUCGGAACCACGAACGAGAGCUACGCAUCUACAAACAAAUGAACGUGAAACAAUCCAAGCACCCAGGCAGAAUCUUCGUCCGCAAACUGCUGGACCAUUUCGAUAUCCAGGGACCCCAUGGCCGGCACGUCUGUCUUGUUCACGAGUCUCUAGGAAUGAGUGCAAAUGUUCUCUUGAAGAUGACUCCUGGACAGGUAAUGACACUCGACGACAUGAAAGCAGGUAUCCGACAGCUACUUAUCGCCUUGGACUUCCUGCACUCGGAAUAUCAUAUCAUCCAUACCGACCGAACAAUCUACAAUGACGAUAUCAUGCCGAGUGCUUACAGGGCCCCUGAUAUGAUGUUAAGGUCUAGCUGGGGUUAUAAGGUCGAUAUUUGGAAUAUUGCCAUGCCCGCCUGGGAUAUCGUCAGUCCUCGCACCCUUAUCAGUGGCCGAAACUCAGAUGGUAUCUUCGAUGAUCGGGUUCAUAUGGCAGAACUGGUUGCCUUGCUAGGCCCUCCUCCGCCGGAUUUCCGAGAACAGAGGCCCCUCAGUUCGGCUUUUUGGGAUGACCUGGGCAACUGGAAGAGUAUCAAAGGGGAAGACAAAGAAGGGUUUUUGCGUUGGCUCCGGAUGGCGUUGCAGUGGAACCUUGAGCACAGACCGACGGCUUUGGGACUCUUAUACGAUGAGUGGCUGAUGAAAGGCUUAGGGGAAUGA